Messenger RNA from Macadamia integrifolia, 2699 nucleotides. RefSeq lists its product as uncharacterized. NCBI's taxonomy places the organism in Eukaryota, Viridiplantae, Streptophyta, Magnoliopsida, Proteales, Proteaceae. The record is from RefSeq and is a predicted model, not a curated record.
AAUCGCCUGCACGGCUGCAUCGAUACAGUGAGCAUUGGGAAACUGGGCGUGCCCAGAUGUUUUCAGUCGUCCGAUGCUUUCCGCAUCUCUCUGCAUGAUGCAGAGCAUGUGAACUAGGAGCGGUGCGAACAGGAGCGUUUUUUCCCGACCAGGCAGCAUGAGUGAAUGACCAACUGGCGGAUGAAAACUUUCACCUAACGGUGAUGAUUGGCACGAUCAUCCGGCCAAUCCUCUCAAGAGGAUGAUAUAUUGUUCGAAUCCCAAUUUCCAAAGGUUCACCUGCACUAGGGAUUCAUAGCUCAAGGGGAUUUUUGAGGUCAUGGAACUCGAGCAGAAUGAUGGCGCAUAUAGUUGUGAGAUCAGACUGAGGGAGAAUCCUCAGAGGCGCAAGGAUAAAGUUGUUAUUGGCUGUGGAGCUGGUUUUGGAGGUGACAGACCAUUUGCGGCUCUCAAGCUUCUUCAGAGAGUAGAAGGGUUAGACUAUCUAGUACUUGAAUGCCUGGCAGAGCGGACACUGGCUGAUCGUUACCAACUUAUGGUAUCUGGUGAAGAUGGUUAUGAUUCUCGAAUUUCGGAGUGGAUGUCCUUGCUUCUACCUUUGGCUGUGGAAAGGGGAACUUGUAUAAUUACGAACAUGGGUGCAAUGGACCCACUUGGUGCACAGAAAAUUGUCUCCAAUAUAGCCACAAAUUUGGGGCUUCAUUUAACUGUGGCUGUGGCAUAUGAGGUUGCCCUAACAAAAUCAGGCUCAAGGUCCUUGGUUGGCUCAGAAGGUGGUGCCAGCACAUAUUUAGGAGCAGCUCCCAUUGUCCAAUGUCUAGUGAAGUACCAACCACAUGUUAUAAUUACAUCACGGGUUGCUGAUGCAGCAUUAUUCUUAGGCCCAAUGGUCUAUGAACUAGGGUGGAAUUGGAAUGACUUAGAGUUUCUGGCACAAGGAUCUCUUGCUGGCCAUCUUCUGGAGUGUGGCUGUCAACUCACAGGAGGAUACUUCAUGCAUCCAGGGGAUGAGUACCGAGACCUAUCAUUUGAGCUUCUUUUAGAUUUAUCACUUCCUUUUGCUGAAGUUGAUUUUAAUGGAAGUGUAUGUGUAGCAAAGGCAGAAGGCAGUGGAGGGGUUUUGAAUUUUAGUACUUGUGCUCAACAACUUCUCUAUGAGAUUGGAGAUCCAGCCUAGCCUGAUGUGGUUUUAGAUUUUGGAAAUGUUUCUUUCCAUUCAAUAUCGAGAGACAAAGUUGCUUGUCUUGGUGCAAAACCAUCUGUUCAUUGCAUCCCGGAUAAACUUUUGAAGUUAGUUCCAAAGGAUUAUGGAUGGAAAGGCUGGGGAGAGAUAUCAUAUGGAGGAUAUGGAUGUGUAAAACGUGCUAAGGCAGCUGAGUUUCUGGUUAGGUCAUGGAUGGAAGAAGUACUUUCUGGUGUUAAUGAUCGUAUUGUUUCCUAUAUUAUAGGACUUGAUAGCCUGAAAACAACCAACAUCGGUGAAGCCAAAUUGUUGGAACGAGACUGUGAAGACAUAAGGCUACGCAUGGAUGGACUGUUUGAGCAGAAGGAGCAUGCAGUUCAGUUUGCAAAAGAGUUCACUGCCUUAUAUACAAAUGGACCAGCUGGUGGUGGUGGGAUUAGCACAGGGCACAAGAAAGAGAUAAUUCUUGAAAAAGAACUGGUUGGACGUGAAUCUGUGCUGUGGAAAACCGGGGCUGAAGUCACUGAAGUUAUGGACUCAAGCCAGGAGACCAGCCCAAGAGUGAAAGACCAUAGUUCACAUGGGACACACUUGCAAACAAGCAGGGAGAAAAAUGCAUUUGGUGUUCCUAUGGAGUUGCCAUCACUAGAAGUUGAAGUUGCUCCUGCUCCAGCAGGCCAAAGGAUUCCACUUCAUCAUGUAGCACAUAGCCGGGCUGGAGAUAAGGGAAAUGACUUGAAUUUCUCCCUUAUACCACAUUUCCCUUCAGACGUUGAGAGGCUGAAGAAGGUAAUAACACCCGAAUGGGUGAAGCAAGUGAUCUCAAGUCUUUUAGAUAUGUCUUCCUUUUGUGAUCCUGAUGCCAUCAAGAAGAGAAACAGUUGGGUUAAUGAACACGUGAAAGUGGAGAUAUAUGAAGUCAAGGGAAUCCAAUCUUUGAAUGUCAUGGUCCGAAACAUUCUUGAUGGUGGUGUCAAUUGUUCUCGGAGGAUUGACCGUCAUGGCAAGACAAUAUCGGAUCUCAUAUUGUGCCAGCAAGUUGUGUUGCCUCUAUGAUUGUGCUGUGCAAGGUAUCAUUAUUGCUAUAGAAAUACUAUUCUAAGAGGUGCUCUGCAUUUUUCAUGCAACAUAAGUUUGAGAGUCAAUAAUUUGUGUAAAUAAGAAAAAAAUAAACAAGAUUUUUUGAGAGCUGAAUACUGCAUAAGUGUGGGUACAAGAAACUUGGAGUUCUCGUCUUCAGGCUCCAUAAAGUUGCAAAUGAAGGGAAGGGCAGGGCAGUGAAAUCAUUUUUAAAAAGAAAAUGAAAACUUUUGUGAUCAUGAUUGUGUAACUACCUUAAACUCUUACUAAAUGUGGUAAUCAUACUUUUCAAAUGGAACUAUAGCUUUACUUCUUAAAACCAAGGAAUUUGAUUGCCAGACUUGGAAUGAUUUCGAGUUUGUUACACAAUCCUUUUUGUAAUAAUUACGAAGGUUUCCCUUCUAGUAUUGAUUUGAUUUUAGUUCUUUUCUCUUUA